ACCAUUUAAACAUUUUUAAUUUAAUCCAAUCUCUUACCCCUUCCGUCUUUAUAAGGUCCACGUUCACUGCACCAUUUUCUCCACUCCCACCUUCUUCUUCUUCCUCCUCCCAAUCCCAUCUCCCAAAAAUGGGUUCAGCUACCAUGGCGAUCGUCCUCAUGUUCACUCUCCUGGCGGUUUCCUCCGCCAUGGACAUGUCGAUCAUCUCAUACGACAACUCCCACAUGGGAAACUCCAGAACUGACGACGAGGUGAAGAACAUGUACGAGGAGUGGUUGGUGAAACACGGCAAGGUGUACAACGCGCUUGGCGAGAAGGAGAAGAGGUUUGAGAUCUUCAAAGACAACCUCAAGUUCAUCGAUGAGCAUAACAACGCUGAUCUGAACCGGAGUUACAAGCUGGGUCUGAACCGGUUCGCUGAUCUGACCAACGAGGAGUACCGGUCUAAGUACUUUGGGACCCGGGUUGACCCGAACCGGAGGAUGGCGAAGUUGAGGACCAAGAGUGACCGGUACGCGCCACGUGUCGGUGACAAGCUGCCGGAGUCUGUUGAUUGGAGGAAGGAAGGUGCUCUUGUUGGAGUCAAAGACCAAGGAAGCUGCGGGAGCUGUUGGGCCUUCUCAGCUGUCACCGCCGUGGAAUCAAUUAAUAAGAUAGUAACCGGCGAUCUAGUUUCACUAUCAGUACAAGAGCUAGUAGACUGUGAUAGAUCAUAUAAUGAAGGAUGCAAUGGUGGUCUUAUGGACUACGCCUUUGACUUCAUCAUCAACAAUGGUGGCAUUGACUCCGAAGAAGAUUACCCCUACAAAGGUGUUGAUGGUAGAUGUGACCAGUACAGGAAAAAUGCUAAAGUCGUUUCAAUUGAUGACUAUGAAGAUGUUCCUACCUAUGAUGAGAUAGCCUUGAAGAAAGCUGUUGCCAAUCAGCCUAUUAGUGUUGCUAUUGAAGGAGGUGGCAGGGAAUUCCAGUUAUAUGAUUCUGGUAUAUUCACUGGGCGAUGUGGGACAGCAUUAGACCAUGGUGUUGUUGCUGUUGGGUAUGGCACAGAAAACGGUCUUGAUUAUUGGAUUGUGAGGAAUUCAUGGGGUGCUAGCUGGGGAGAGGGAGGUUAUAUCAGGCUUGAACGUAAUCUGGGAAAUGCUAGAUCAGGCAAGUGUGGAAUUGCAAUUGAGCCAUCCUAUCCCAUCAAGAAUGGUCAGAACCCGCCUAACCCGGGGCCAUCACCCCCUUCACCGGUGACUCCACCGUCAGUGUGUGACAAUUACUACAGUUGUGCUGAAGCCACCACUUGCUGCUGCAUUUAUGAAUAUGGAAACUCUUGCUUUGAGUGGGGAUGUUGUCCUCUCGAGGGUGCUACCUGCUGUGAUGACCACUACAGUUGCUGCCCCAGUGACUACCCUGUCUGUGACACUUAUAGAGGGCUCUGUCUCAAGGGCUCAAACAACCCAUUUGGAGUGAAGGCAUUGAAGCGAACUCCAGCUAAGCCCAACUUGGCCUUUGGAGUGAAGAAGAAGAAGAUCAGCGAUGCUUAAGCUGUUAAAAAGCGAAUGUGUACAUGAUGAAGUUGAAGAUAAGAAAGUCAAAGGGAGGACCAAGAACUGAAACACUAUACUCUUUCCCUUUACUUGCAGCACAUAAUAACAUGUACAUCUUCGCAUUAUGAUACACAAACAGAUACAUUCUGUGCCAAAUUUCAGUCAUGCAUUUGACUGUGUACAUAGGGUUAUUAUUUAUGUCUGUCCUGUAUUUCUAUUCUAAUUCCAAACAAUGAACAUAUUUUCAUUAUUGUACUUAAUUUCCAACCUUGGUAGAUUAUGUGGUCAUGGCUGGAUUUACCCCAUAUUCAUAUGCUAUUUUAUAAGCAUGGUUAAUUUGAAA
Messenger RNA from Lotus japonicus, 1878 nucleotides. Its product is annotated as cysteine proteinase mucunain-like. The record is from RefSeq and is a predicted model, not a curated record. Lineage: Eukaryota; Viridiplantae; Streptophyta; Magnoliopsida; Fabales; Fabaceae. The transcript is spliced from 5 exons. Gene Ontology annotation, molecular function: cysteine-type endopeptidase activity. The coding region runs from base 129 to 1532 and encodes 467 amino acids. Gene Ontology annotation, cellular component: lysosome.